AUGGCGUCCACGCCUUUGAACAAGACGGCGUCCACGCACAGGUCGACGUUAGUCCGAGGCAAGCACCAGUUUCAUAUCGUCGGCUACAGCGAGCGGAAGGCUCUCGCCGGCGUGAGCGCCAGAAACACCUCCGUUGUCAGGUCCGGCGACUUCGAGGCCGGAGGAUGCACCUGGGCCUUCAGUUGUCGCUUCAGGAAACAAGGACUGGCGUCCAUCUCCCUGGAGCUGGUCUGCGGCAAGUACGCCGCCACCGCAAUGGCCAGCUUGAGGAUGGACGACCCGUUUCACCGGUGGCCUGCCGCAGUAUGGCGAAGCCCGGGCACCAACACCUUCCCCGCUUCGCCGGCAACAACAAGCAGGAGUUGGAAGCUGUCGGUCCCCGAGGCGUUCUUCCAUGGCCAAGAGGAGCGGUACGUGGUAGAUGACCGCCUUACCAUCCUCUGCGUCGUCCAUGUCCUCCGGCUGGACGUCACCCUCCCAAAUACCAGGAGCUGCUUCAUCUCCGCCGUGCCGCCGCCAACCAUCUCCGGAGAUCUCCUCAUGCUUCUUUUUGCGUCCAUGUCUAAAUCGGAUUCCGUGAAGCACGCCAUGAGGCCAGACGUGACGUUCAUCGUGGAGCAGACCGAGAUCCGGGCGCAUAAGCUUGUCCUCGCCGUGCGGUCGCCGGUUUUCGCGGCGGAGUUUCGAUGGCACAUGAAUGAGAAUAUCAUAAUCAGGGUCGACGACGACGACAUGAGCGCCUCCACUUUCAGGGCCAUGCUUCGCUUCAUCUACACCGACGAGCUACCCAUCAAACCAAACAACGACCGUAUGAUACUAACAAGCGAAGAUAAACAUGCGGCAAGGCGCUACGAGGCCAUGGUGCGCGACCUGCUGGUAGCUAGCCGCCGAUCGGUAUGA
Molecule: messenger RNA, 900 nt
Organism: Triticum turgidum subsp. durum (durum wheat)
Lineage: Eukaryota; Viridiplantae; Streptophyta; Magnoliopsida; Poales; Poaceae
Source: the annotation of a GenBank genome assembly